UGGCAAUUUGGCAGCUGCAAAAUAAGCGCUGCGCGACCCCGGGGCAGCAAUGGUCCAUCGGGCUGCCGUCGCGUCGAUGGCGUGGGUGCUGCUGCUCACUGGCGCAGCCGCGCUGGACUGCCAUGCGGACUUCUGGCCCGAGAUGCACGCCUCACCAAGAAGGCUCGAAGCGCUCAUCCUGGCGAACGGCGCGCUCGUGAAGCUCUGCUUCGACGCUGACGCGGACGGCGCGGUGCACCGGCAGCAUGCGCGAGCCUUUCUGAAGGCGGCGGGGCUCGUCGACGUCACACUCGGUGCCGGCCUGGAAGACGUCCUGCAACGGAACGACGCGGUCGAGGCGAUUGUCGAGGUCUUAUUCGCGGCAAAGCAGCGGCGGCGAUCACCUGCGUUUUUGGCGCGAGUCGGAUUCGAAUCAAUCGAUCCCAUGUUUAUUAAGGCGUGGCCGGCGUUGCGGCCGGACGUCUCGUUUGAUCUCGUGCCCCUGAACCGCGAGACGAAGAUCACGGCGCGCCGAGGCGAGUCCGCGGCGGCCGCCGCGAGACGGUCGUGCGCCGUCGUCCCGUAUCUCCACGCCACGGACGACUGCGAGGCCGAGGCCGCGGCGGAGAUCAUUCGCCUGCGCGGCGCCCACAACGCGGUGCCGGCGGGCUUCGGCCAGAUGCGGAUCGAACUCGAGGAGUACUUGCAGGAACGCUUCGAAUGCCCCGCGGGCGAGACGUGUGUGGCGCUCUUCGAGGGCGGCACCUAUAGCUACCCGUUCAAGCUCCAUGCGAUGAGGAACCUCCUCGGCCACGUCCUGCGGGACCGCGCCGCGUCGAAACAUGUCGAGGUCUGCGAGGUGGGCUUCAAUGCCGGGCACUCGACGCUGCUCUGGCUCAUGGCCGACCCGCGGGUGCGCGUCCGGGCCUUCGACCUUGGGAUCCAUUGGUACUCGCCGCAUGUCACGGGCUUCUUCGACGCGGCCUUCGACGCGGGCCGCGUCGACGUCACGUUCGGCGACUCGCAGCAAACGCUCCCGGCCUUCGCGGCCGCCUUCAAUUCGACGGAGCCGCCCGAGUUCUGCGACCUGAUCUUCGUGGACGGCGACCACCACUACGCCGCGGCGCUCGCGGACCUGCGGAACCUGCGAGCGGCCGCGCGGCCCGGCCACCACGUGCUGCUGAUGGACGACCCGGACCACGACGAGGUCGGCCGCGCGUGGCGAACAAUGCUCGCGGACGGGGUCGAGCACUUCGGUGACGUCUACGAGGACGCGCACGGCGCGUCCGUGUAUGGCGCGCGCGCGGCGAUGGUCUACGGGGCCUACGUAUGACAGGUGCCUUCUCCACGACGGCGCCCCCGGCCCGCGUCGGGCCGGUCCCCCGAUGGUUCGUAUAAGUGUG
This is a messenger RNA of Pelagomonas calceolata, 1382 nucleotides long. Lineage: Eukaryota; Pelagophyceae; Pelagomonadales; Pelagomonadaceae. The record is from the annotation of a GenBank genome assembly.